CAGACUGAGAAACGUCUGCGCAUGCGCAGUUCGAGCAGGAAGAAGAAACCGUUUUUGCUUUUUCCAUCAGCAGCUAAAAAAAGAGAUAUCUCCAAUAAAUUACAUUCGCGUGGAUCUAAAAUGUAUAUCACAUGGAUACAGGAGAACUACAUGGAUAUCAUUUCCGGUUUUGCUUCCAACCGAAGAAGAUUCAAAAAAGAUUUUGAAAUGGCUUCCUUUUCAUGAACCGUUUUGUCCGAAGCAGCUUGCAGCUAUGAGACCAGAAAAAAGCAGCAACGAUGAAGGGGAUGUGGCUCAGAUCCAGGAGAUGUGCCUCAUCUUCCUGAGGGAAUGUCCCAGCGGCGCCCUGCAUCUACACGAGUUCAAGAAGAUCUUCGGCGUUCAGAGCAGCUCGCCGGAGGACUCCCUCUUCCUGGAGACGAUCUUCCGCUCCUUCGACACAAACCAGGACAACACGCUGGACUUCAUAGAGUACGUCGCCGCCCUUAACUUGAUUUUAAGAGGAAAUCUGGAAGAUCGUCUCAAAUGGUCCUUCAAGAUGUACGACCGGGAUGGGAACGGAAAGCUGGACCGGAACGAGGUGAAGCGGCUCAUAAAGAUUCUUCAUAAAAUCAAACUUCAGAAGAGCGAGGUUGGACUGACUCCGUCCCAGAUCUGUGACCGGAUCUUUGAGCUCGUUGACGACAACAACGAUGGUGAGAUAACCCUGACUGAGUUCAUGGAGGGGGCCAGAAAGGACCAGUGGAUCAUGGACCUCCUCAAUCUGGACGUCAACACCUCCGGCUGGGUGAUCCAGAACUACAGAAAGCUCCCAUGAUGCCUUGCAGCGAGAGCAGCGUCUUCAUGUUCAACGUCUGAGGCUGAAGAACUGUUCCUUUGGUUUAAAAUGAUUCGCCCUGCGGUUCUGAACCCCUUUGAGUUUGGAGCUGGACCUCUUAAUGUGGCAAAGGUUCUGUUGGGCCGGUCCAACAGACGGCGAGGGAUUUCUGUCAUCAGAUACAAACAAAUUAACUGCUAAAUAUCCUCAUUUAUCAGAUUUCAUUCUCAAUAGUUCUGCUCUGUUUGGAUAUUUACUGUUAUUUUUAGAUCGUCAUGGUGAUUCACUGAAGUCAUGAAUAUUUUAAAGAGUCAUUUUAACUCUGUUUAAAUUUCUCGGUGGUUAAAACUGAAACGUUUUUAAACGUGUUGCAUCCUAGAAGCUGCAAAUGUGCAGGAGCUGUUUGAUCCUGAUGUGAAGGAGGGCGCCGUGAUCCCAAACACAUCUGGAUGAAGAACACUAAAAACCUCAAAACCUCACAAAUAAAGUAUUCAUGAACAGAAAACUUCUUCAUCUUAACUCUGACAUCUUCACUCUUUCUUUACUCAUUAAGAAGAACAAACUUAGUAGACUGAAAAAAAUGAUUUAUUGCACAAAUUAGCAUGUUUACACAGACAUUUGCAAAGCUUUGGAUCCAUUAUUAUUAUAACACGAUAAUCAUGGGUGAAGUAAAGUAAUUUCAACACAAUCUGGUAAAAUUCAAUGUCAUCAAUUGAAAUCAAAUCUUUCGAUCACAUGAUUGAGUGAGAUGGGUUUCUGAACUUGCAGUUUGGCUGAAAAAUAAAUAAAAAUGAAUAAAAAACAAACAA
Gambusia affinis (western mosquitofish) is the source of this 1626-nucleotide messenger RNA. RefSeq names its product guanylate cyclase activator 1g (gene guca1g). Gene Ontology annotation, molecular function: calcium sensitive guanylate cyclase activator activity; calcium ion binding. Gene Ontology annotation, biological process: visual perception. The transcript is spliced from 6 exons. Lineage: Eukaryota; Metazoa; Chordata; Actinopteri; Cyprinodontiformes; Poeciliidae. The record is from RefSeq and is a predicted model, not a curated record. Gene Ontology annotation, cellular component: photoreceptor inner segment; cone photoreceptor outer segment. Bases 254 to 817 code for a protein of 187 amino acids.